This is a messenger RNA of Hevea brasiliensis (rubber tree), 2773 nucleotides long. RefSeq lists its product as uncharacterized. Gene Ontology annotation, molecular function: mRNA binding. Gene Ontology annotation, biological process: regulation of gene expression. NCBI's taxonomy places the organism in Eukaryota, Viridiplantae, Streptophyta, Magnoliopsida, Malpighiales, Euphorbiaceae. The record is from RefSeq and is a predicted model, not a curated record. Gene Ontology annotation, cellular component: cytoplasm. Bases 212 to 2527 code for a protein of 771 amino acids. The transcript is spliced from 7 exons.
UUUAAAAGGCCUUAAACCCUUUCUCUAUAGGAUUGAUUCGGAUACAAUUUCCUGUCUCCUCUUGUAUCGUUCCUUCUCUCUCUGUAGAUCACUAGUAAAACCCUUCUUCGCAGCCUUCAUACACUCAAUAGCACCACUAAACCCUUGUAUUUGCUCUUUCUGGUCUCAAGUUAGCUUACCUAGGGUUAGUUUUGGAGUCUCCUUGAUCCCAAUGGCGGAGGAAGAAGUUGUUGCUCCGGCGGCUAGUCCCGUCCCCUCUGAUCACAAGCGCAAGCUUGAAGAUUUAGAGCCUGAAGCUCCUCAUCCCACUGAGACCAAUCCCGAACAGGAAGCUGACCUGAGCGCUGAGCCCGAUGCAGAUAAGAAAGCUGAUGAUGUGGUUGAUGGAGAUUCGCCAGAUGCCAAGCGGCUAAGGGUCGAUGAGAGUAAACCCGAUGGUCUAGCUAGCGAAAACGGUUUUGAAGGAGCGAAGUCAGAGGAACACGCAAAGGAGAGCGUUGAAGAGCCAGGUGUUGAGAAUGAGAAAGCAGAGGAUGCUGCUCUUCCUCCGUCUGAGGGGGUUCCUGAAACAACAGUUAAAGAAGAAUUCGCUGCAGAUGGUCAUGACACUGUUAAUACCCAACAGGCUUCUGUUGAGGAUUCGAAGACAGAUGAUGCUGAGGAAAAAGAGGAAACUGAGAAACAUUCUGAGGAGGACGAGGAUCCUGCAUCUGACGCUCAAACUACCUCACGCAAAAUGGAGGUUCCCAAUGAUAAGGUUGGGGUUCUUAUUGGAAAGGGUGGAGAUACUAUUCGUUACCUGCAGUAUAAUUCUGGGGCAAAAAUUCAAAUCACAAGGGAUGCUGAUGCUAAUCCUCAAUCCACAACAAGGCCAGUAGAAAUAAUAGGGACUUUAAGUAGUAUAAAGAAGGCUGAGAAGCUCAUUAGUGCUGUCAUAGCAGAGGCUGAUGCUGGUGGUUCCCCCUCCCUUGUAGCUAGGGGCCUACCUAGUGCACAGACAGGUGGAGUGGGAGAACAACUUGAGAUGCAAGUUCCAAAUGAGAAGGUUGGUCUGAUCAUAGGCAGAGGUGGGGACACCAUUAAAGCUCUCCAAGCCAAAUCGGGAGCACGCAUUCAGGUAUUGAUACCUCAACAUCUUCCAGAAGGGGAUGGUUCCAAAGAAAGGACAGUGAGAGUGACUGGUGAUAGAAAGCAAAUUGAGAUGGCUAGAGAAAUGAUAAAGGAUGUUAUGAAUCAGACUGUGAGGUCAUCACCUUACUCCGGCAGUUUCAACCAGCAGCAUUCCUAUCGACCCCGUGGAUCCACUGGUCCAUCAAAUUGGGGUCCGCGAGGCCCUCAUUCAUCACAGCCAAGUCCUUAUGAUUAUCAUCACCGAGGACCUUAUCCUUCUCAAAGUUCACAGUAUCCACCUCCAAGUUAUGGUGGUUAUCCUCCCCAACAAAUGGGCCCAAGAGGUAACUUUGGUUCUGGUUGGGAGCAAAGACCUCCCACCAUGCAGGGGCCAGUUCCGCAUGGUGGAGUUUAUGACUACUAUGGUGGCCAGGGAGGCCAUGUAUCUGAUCACCCAGUGUCUGGCCCAAUUUCUACUCCUGUUUCUGGGCAUGCUCCUGGCCCAUCCCCUACCCCUGCCAUGUCCCAUCCCCCAUCACAGGUAAAUUAUAAUUAUGGGCAGCCACAUGGUCCAGAUUAUGGGCAUCAAGCUCCUUAUUCCCAGGCGGUACCUUCUCAGCAGAGCUAUGGGCAUGGAUAUGAUGAACCAAAGUAUGACAAUCAUGCUCCAAUGCAGCAUCCUUAUGGACAUGGAGGUUCCCAACCAAUGUAUCCACAAGCCAGCAAUCAACCAGGCUAUGGGGCCCAGCAGCAGUAUGGAAAGCAACCAUCAUAUGGCAUGCCAUCGCAGGGACCACCUCCCCAAUCAUAUGGCCCUCCUAGGCCUAGUCAACCUGGUGAUAUGCCUUAUCAAGGUCCCGUUCAAUCCAGUCAAUCAUAUGGUCCAAAUGUGCCACCUCAACAGCAGUAUCCUUAUGCAUCAAGUGGGCCAAUGCAGCAAUCGUAUCCUUCAUAUGGAUCUGCAUCAGGAGCUGAGGGGUACAAUCAGGCAAUGCCUACUUCUGGCCCCGGCUAUCCACAGCAAGGUAGCCAGCCAGUUCCAUCUUAUGGUCAGCCUGGUGGACAACAGUCAACUGGCUACGUGCAAGGUCCAACUGGUGGUUAUGGAUCAUACCCAUCUUCACAACAAGGUUAUCCAGAACAGCCAGCUUCAAACAAUGCAGGUUAUGGGUAUCAAGCGACUCAAGAUCCUGCUUAUGGCAGUGUCCCUGGGGCAACCUAUAGUGCACCACCAAGUGGCCAGCAGGCUUAUGCUCAGCCAACAGCAACUCAACCAAGUUAUGAUCAGUCAGUUCCUCAGUCAGGUGCAUAUGGAGCGGCUCCAGGGAGUGCACCAGUUGGGUAUGGGAAAACCUUGUCUCCCCAGCCUACUUAUCCUCAAUAUGACUCAACUCAGAUGUAUGUUGCACCGCGCUGAGAAUUUAGUUAUAGCUUGAUGGCGAGUUUGUACUGGUGAUGCAUAUUGAGCUUUUGCAGUUAGUAUUACAAAUAUGUUGUUAUCUGGGUAGUAUUAGCUUUAGAUAUUUGACAUUUAGGUCUUCUUCUGACUACCAAUCGAACACCAAGAUUAUGUAUCUGCAUGAUGCUGACUGGGAAUGCAUCUAAGUUUAUUGUCAUUGUCGUUUUCUUUUUUGCUAUGAUCAUUGUUUUCCUUCUCUUUGAA